AUGCAGAGGUUUCCAUUGGAGAGACUACAGAAAUAUGGGGUCAUUGAUUUUAAGGGUAAGAAGGAGGAUGAUCCAGCCGCUGCAGAGUAUUGGUUAGAGUGGACUGAGAGAGUAUUGCAGCAGUUACACUGCAUUGUAGAGCAGCAGUUAGAGUGUGCUUUAGCAUUACUUCAGGAAGAGGCAAAUGUAGUAGCCGACGCAUUGAGCAGAAAGGCCAUAAUGGCUUUAAGAGCACUGAAUGUUCACUUGUCCUUAGUUCUAGAUGGGACUAUUUUGGUUGAGUUGUGUGUAAAGCCAUGUUUGCUACAGCAAAUACAGGAAGCACAGAUAAAGGAUGAGAAGUUGAUGUCUAUCUUAGGCAGAGUUAAAAAGGGGAAGCAAACUGACUAUGAGUUAAAGGAAGAUGGGUGCUUAUACUACAAAGGUAAAAUAUGUGUACCAGGAGAUGAAUAA
Hevea brasiliensis (rubber tree) is the source of this 453-nucleotide messenger RNA. RefSeq lists its product as uncharacterized. The coding region runs from base 1 to 453 and encodes 150 amino acids. The record is from RefSeq and is a predicted model, not a curated record. Lineage: Eukaryota; Viridiplantae; Streptophyta; Magnoliopsida; Malpighiales; Euphorbiaceae. The transcript has 2 exons.